Molecule: messenger RNA, 1077 nt
Organism: Theileria equi strain WA
Lineage: Eukaryota; Apicomplexa; Aconoidasida; Piroplasmida; Theileriidae
Exons: 3
Coding region: 1-1077 (358 amino acids)
Molecular function (GO): ubiquitin binding
Source: RefSeq, a predicted model, not a curated record
AUGGCUUUUUUUCGUAAUAAUUUGGAUGAUCAAUCCAAAACCCACUUUUUGACCAAUCUACCAGAUGAUGCCAUAUCGCAUAUAAGAUGGAGUUCUACCUCCAACCCUUUAUUAUUAUCUGCUGGUAGUUGGGAUAAAACCCUACGAAUAUGGAAGCUUUCAUCUUCACUCAGAAACUCCAUAGCAUCAGAAAUGGUUAUGGUUCUUCGCCAAGAUGCUCCAGUGCUUACAUCUUGUUUCACUUCGGAUGGGACCAAGUUGUUUGGUGGUGGCUGUACCAAUAAUGUCACGGCUUAUGAUUUGAAUUCAGGAGCAAAUGGAAUGAUAGUGGCCAGGCACCAGAAACCCAUCUCCGGGAUACAUUGGGCAUCUAUUUACAACUUGUUGAUAACAACCAGCUGGGAUGGUUCUGUAUCUCUUUGGGACGGGAGGCAGGAGACACCUGUUUGGACAGAGAAUGUAGGAGCCAAAAUAUUUGCAUCAGAUUUUAAGCCUAAUUUGAUUUGUGUUGCAGACAGUGAAGAAAGAAUACAUGCGUGGGAUUUACAAAAAAUUCAACACUCUAGUGUUAAGGCGACAAUAACUCCCAAUCAUAAGGGUCAACUUCGUUCUCUAUCCCUAUUUCCGGAUUUGAAUACAAAAGUUGGCGUUGUAUUCGCAAAUAUUGCUGGCCGUUGUUUUGUUAAUCAUUUUGUAGAAGGACCUGAUGCACCAAAUUUUGCUUUCAAAUGUCAUCGCUCUAUAUCUUCUGGCCCCUCAGUUGCUUACGCUGUGAAUGCAGUAGAUUUUAAUACUGUCUACGGUACAUUUGUUACCGGUGGAGGUGAUGGAAGCUUUACUAUAUGGGAUAAAGACAACAAAACAAAGAUAAAACCGUUUAAUAAUGUAAAUGCUCCAGUUGUAGAUGUUCGGUUCAGUUCGGAAAAUAAUCUCUUAGCUUAUGCUACCAGUUAUGAUUGGCAAAAGGGACUUAACAAACUUUUAAUGUCAAAUACACGGAAGAGUAUUGGUAUUAUAAAGCUCAAGGAAGAAGAUGUCAAGCGUCGUCCCAAGACCCAAGGUGGUGUGAAUAAGUAA